GCGGGGUUUGUUCCGUGCACCAGCCGCUGAGCCCAGGACGCGCGCACGCUGCUGCUCGUUCUUUGUCCUCCAUUGCAGCUGGUGUUCACAGCUCCGCCGCACAGCGCAGGCCCGAAGUAGCGCAGCCGCUCUGAGUGUGUUUGAGAGAAGCUGUAUUGGGUGAUGGAAGACCACAUGGUGCAUCAGACAGAGCACAUGACCACUAUCGAGGCCCACGCCGUCACUCAGCAGGUCGGGCAGGUGCACGUUGCCACGUACACGGAGCAUGGCAUGCUGAGCGCUGACGAGGAUUCACCAUCCUCGCCUGAUGAUGACGCUUACGAUGACUCUGACAUCCUCAACUCGACUGGAACCGAUGAGGUCACCGCACAUCUGGCUGCUGCAGGGCCUGUUGGCAUGGCAGCAGCUGCAGCUGUGGCAACAGGGAAGAAACGGAAACGGCCGCACAUCUUUGAAUCAAACCCUUCAAUCCGUAAAAGACAACAGACUCGCUUGCUUAGGAAGCUGAGAGCGACUCUAGAUGAGUACACGACACGGGUUGGCCAGCAGGCUAUUGUGUUGUGCAUCUCUCCCUCUAAACCAAACCCUGUGUUUAGAGUAUUUGGAGCGGCACCAUUAGAGAACGUGGUGAGAAAAUACAAGAGCAUGAUUCUGGAGGAUCUGGAAAAUGCUCUGGCUGAACACGCGCCCCUUGGUGGCAGAGAACUCAGCUCCGAACUGCCUCCACUGACUAUUGACGGCAUACCGGUAUCUGUGGACAAAAUGACACAGGCCCAGCUCCGAGCGUUCAUUCCAGAAAUGCUGAAGUAUUCCACAGGCCGUGGGAAGCCUGGCUGGGGGAAAGAGAGCUGCAAGCCCAUCUGGUGGCCGGAGGACAUUCCCUGGGCCAACGUACGCAGUGAUGUCCGAACAGAGGAGCAGAAACAGAGGGUGUCAUGGACGCAAGCCCUGAGGACUAUUGUUAAAAACUGUUAUAAGCAGCAUGGGAGAGAGGACCUGCUCUAUGCCUUUGAGGACCAGAUCACCACACAACAAGUUGCCACAACAACCACUCACAGCAUUGCGCACCUGGUGCCGUCACAGACCGUAGUGCAGACGAUCAGUAAUCCUGAUGGAACCGUCUCGCUCAUACAGGUUGGCACCGGAGCCACGGUAGCAACACUGGCAGAUGCGUCAGAAUUGCCAGGCACGGUGACGGUGGCCCAGGUGAAUUACUCCACAGUGACAGAUGGAGAGGUGGAACAGAAUUGGGCCACACUACAGGGAGGCGAGAUGACCAUCCAGACCACGCAACCGUCGGAGGCCACGCAGGCUGUGGCCUCCUUAGCCGAAGCUGCGGUUGCUGCCUCGCAAGAGAUGCAGCAGGGGGCAACUGUUACCAUGGCACUCAACAGUGAAGCAGCAGCUCACGCAGUGGCGACAUUAGCAGAAGCGACUCUUCAGGGCGGAGGACAGAUCGUGUUAGCAGGAGAAACGGCGGCUGCAGUAGGAGCUUUAACUGGCGUUUCGGAUGGCAGUGGUCUCGUCCAGAUUCCAGUCAGCAUGUAUCAGACUGUCGUCACCAGUUUGGCCCAGGGAAAUCGACCCGUUCAGGUGGCCAUGGCUCCCAUAACCACGCGCAUCGACAACACCGUAACGCUUGACGGGCAGGCGGUGGAAGUGGUGACCCUAGAACAGUGACAUACUCUACCCCUGCAGGUGUGUGGGACAGGACAUUCGGCGCCUAUGUGAAGUAGCUGCUGGAAUAUAAUGUAAAAAUCAUAUUUGAACCUGUUCACAUGUCUGCAGGGGGUUGGAAAGUUUAGUUUUUUUCCUGUCGUUUUUUUUUUGUUCUUUUACAUUGUACAC
Molecule: messenger RNA, 1848 nt
Organism: Sinocyclocheilus grahami
Lineage: Eukaryota; Metazoa; Chordata; Actinopteri; Cypriniformes; Cyprinidae
Product: nuclear respiratory factor 1-like
Exons: 11
Coding region: 163-1680 (505 amino acids)
Biological process (GO): regulation of transcription by RNA polymerase II
Molecular function (GO): DNA-binding transcription factor activity
Source: RefSeq, a predicted model, not a curated record